This is a messenger RNA of Alternaria rosae, 1182 nucleotides long. RefSeq names its product pheromone receptor. The transcript has 2 exons. The record is from RefSeq and is a predicted model, not a curated record. Gene Ontology annotation, molecular function: mating-type factor pheromone receptor activity; pheromone binding. Gene Ontology annotation, cellular component: membrane; G protein-coupled receptor homodimeric complex. Bases 1 to 1182 code for a protein of 393 amino acids. Gene Ontology annotation, biological process: G protein-coupled receptor signaling pathway. Lineage: Eukaryota; Fungi; Ascomycota; Dothideomycetes; Pleosporales; Pleosporaceae.
AUGAGUGGCUAUCUCGAUUUCGUUCCACUUCCGUCCAAUGUCCAUGUUCCGCCCAGCUUCGAGCCGUGGAGCCAAAACUUCACCCUUAUUAUACCAGGCGAUGAAAUUGAGUGGGGAGUCGCCACGUUCAACAUGAGGGAUGUCAACUACUGGAGCGUGAACACCGCACGUGUUGCUACCAGUAACGGUGUAGGUCUUGGUGUAUCGAUCAUGCUUCUGGUUGUUCUCCUCCUCUUGACCAAGGCUGAGAAGCGGAAGUCCUUCAUCUUCUUUCUCAAUGUUGCUUCUCUCUUCACCAACACCAUCCGCUGUCUACUGCUCGCUAUGUUUCUUACCAGCGGCUUCAACGACCCUUACAUCUACCUGGCCGAAGAUGCGGUAUCCCUGACUAGGGCGGACAUUGCUGGUUACGUCGCAAUCAACGUCUUCAGUCUUAUCGUCGCUGCACUAGUCUAUGCCUCACUCAGUCUCCAAGUCUGGAUCGUAUGCGUCACUACACCGCCUCUACAACGCACCAUCAUCAUGAGUGUAACUACCACCGUGGCCUGCGCUGCUUUUGGAACUAAGGUCGCUCUCGCCUACCUGAACACCAAAAUGACACUGGAACAUACGGAUUUCGGUUCUAUUACAGUACUCAAUGAUAUUACCUCCAUCAUGCAAACUGUAUCCAUCUGGUUAUUCAGUUGCGUAUUCACCUGGAAAUUGGGGCACGCCAUCCUUCAGAGGCGCCGUCUCAACAUGCCUAAAUUUGGACCAAUGCAGAUCGUCUUCAUUAUGGGUUGCCAGACAAUGUCUAUACCAGCUAUUUUCACCUCUCUCCAGUUCGUUGAGAGCAUCCCCACUGAGGUUGUCUCCCACGUUCUCACAAUCGUCUGCAUCUUCCUUCCCCUCUCGGCUAUGUGGGCGGGUGUUGCCCACGAUCAAAACACUGCUCCCAGAGGCCAGCCACUCACGAAGAACAAGCUCCAUGGCAAGUCUGCAGCCUCUACUUCGACGGAGAGUUCCACCGUCUGUGGCAAUAAUUGUCAGAUGAGCUCUUGGUCGGAUACGAUGAACAACGAUCAUGUGAGCUCUGCCAUUACUCCCACAUCGCAUGACCACCACACGAGCGUCGAGGACAACUGCAUCCGAGUAGACCGCAAAUUCGGUUUCUCGCACGAAGACGCCGCAGACCGAGUCUGA